Paecilomyces variotii is the source of this 1992-nucleotide messenger RNA. Its product is annotated as quinate permease-like protein. Gene Ontology annotation, cellular component: membrane. The record is from RefSeq and is a predicted model, not a curated record. Lineage: Eukaryota; Fungi; Ascomycota; Eurotiomycetes; Eurotiales; Thermoascaceae. Gene Ontology annotation, biological process: transmembrane transport; carbohydrate transport. The transcript has 2 exons. The coding region runs from base 112 to 1728 and encodes 538 amino acids. Gene Ontology annotation, molecular function: carbohydrate:proton symporter activity.
GAAAAUAUCUACUACCUGGCUACAGGCAUAUAGGUCUUCGGAGACCCCUUUCACGGUUGUCCUCGCGCCUAUCCCUCACAAUCAUCGCGAGGACGUUCAAAUUGUCCGAAGAUGGGACUCUUCCCAAAGACAGAAGAUCGGCCAACGCCGAAAGAAAUUUACAAUUUCAGGACAUAUCUGUUUGCAGCAAUUGUAUCCUCUGGUGCGGCUCUCAUAGGCUAUGACAGCGCAUUCAUUGGGGGUACUUUGGCGUUGGCAUCCUUUAAAGAUGAAUUUCAAUUCGAUCGCCUGUCUACCUCCGAGGUCGAUCUAAUUUCAGCAAACAUUGUGUCAUGUUAUCAGGCUGGAGCAUUCUUUGGUGCUCUAUUCGCAUACCCUGCUGGCCACUUAUUGGGCAGAAAAAUAGGAUUACUUAUCUUUACGCCCAUCUUUCUUGUGGGAGCAGCCAUCAUGCUGGGGGCCGCUGGGAGGCAUGGUCUUGGAAUUCUUUACGGAGGACGUGUGUUGGCAGGAGUCGGUAUUGGGGGCAUUUCGAACUUGACACCUAUCUAUAUUUCAGAGCUUUCACCCCCUGCAAUUCGUGGCCGAUUGGUCGGUUUCUAUGAGGUCGGUUGGCAGAUCGGAGGUCUUGUCGGGUUCUGGAUCAACUACGCUGUCAACAGAACUAUGGCCCCUUCCCAAAGCCAGUGGAUGAUUCCUUUUGGCGUCCAGUUGAUUCCCGGUGGCUUGUUGAUGGCCGGUAUGCUAAUCUGUGAUGAAAGUCCGAGAUGGCUUAUCUUCAACGGUCAAAGAGAGAAGGGCGUGAAUACACUGUCACGCUUGCGCAACCUACCUCUAGAUCAUGCCUACCUUCAUGAAGAGAUUGCUCAGAUCGACCAGGCUGUCGAUGACGUCGCGAACUCAAUCGGGCUGGGCUUCAUGGCACCUUUCCGAGGUAUUUUGAGGAAUAAGAAUAUCCAAUGGCGCUUAUUCCUAAGCGGAGCCCUCUUCUUCUGGCAGAAUGGCUCCGGCAUCAACGCUAUUAAUUAUUACAGCCCGACUGCGUUCAAGAGCAUUGGUGUUUCUGGAACGAACGCAAGCUUAUUUUCUACCGGUAUAUUCGGGGUUGUAAAGACAGUAGUCACAUUCAUCUGGAUUUUCUUCCUGAUUGACUACUUGGGCCGACGCAGUCUCCUUCUAUGUGGCGCGGUAGGAGGGUCGAUAUCCCUGUGGGUGGUGGGAGGAUAUCUCGCUGCUGUCAACCCAACAGGAUCAACAUCUACGAACAGCGGAAGCAGUGCAGGCGGAAAAGCUGCAAUUGCUUUCUUUUACAUCUACACUGUCUGUUAUGGAGUAUCGUGGAGCGGCACGCCCUGGGUCAUAACCAGCGAGAUGUCCGACCAGAAUAUUCGAACGUUCGCUCAGGCUUUUGCAGCCGCGAACAACUGGUUCUGGAACUUCAUCGUCGCGCGAUUUACACCUCAAAUGUUCUCGAGUAUGAAAUAUGGAGUCUGGUUUUUCUUUGCGGGGCUGCAGCUGUUGUCUGUCCCUUUCGUUUACUUCUUACUUCCUGAAACGAAAGGUGUGCCGCUUGAGCAGAUCGAUAUGCUAUUUUCGAAGGAGCUUAAACCAUGGAAGGCUCAUGAAACUGUUAUGGAUGAAAUACGCGGUUCGGAGAUGCAAUAUAGGGCCGCGUUCCAGGGAGAAGAGAACAAUAAGCCUGGAGCCGUUCAUAUGGAUUGUGUCUGAUCGCGAAGUCGACAAAGUUACGUUCAAAUGGGAUUGUUAGUGCUCUUACUUAGUUUCUACUAUAGCGAUAUAGACACGGAAGGUUGGCUUGACACGGAAGAUGGGCUCGUAACUACUUACCAUUUCUCGCAAUAGGAAAGAGGAAAAUACUGCCUACGUAUCCGUGGAUUGAAUGACCGAAAAUAGUCUACCGGACCUACGUACUCGUAGAAUUUGUAGAUACUAGUGUGUAAGUUUUAUCUUGGAUCUAUGCAGUGAAUCUAU